UGACGGCCCCGCCCACUGGUCCGUCUUCUCAUUUUGUCCGGGUUGUGAAGUUUUUAGUUCCUAGAGCCUGGACUUUCAGCUGGCUCAACGAAGUUAUACAUUUUUUUCAUCUUUUGGUCUUUGCAAGGACUUUAAUUUAUCACUAAAUUAUGGCUGCGAACACAGGCACCUCUCUAGUGCUGUCCAGUCUGCUGUCAGUGCUGGUGUUUGCUGGGAUGCAGAUGUUCAGCAAGCAGCUGGGAUCUACUGAGUGGCUCACCAUCCUGGGAGGUUUCCUUGGCUCUGUCCUCUUCAUCUGCUCCCUCACUGCAUUUAAUAAUCUGGAAAACCUGAUUUUUGGGAAAGGAUUCCAAGCCAAGAUAUUCCCAGAGAUCCUGUUGUGCCUGUGCCUGUCACUGUUUGCCUCUGGUCUGGUGCACCGUGUCUGUGUCACCACAUGCUUGAUAUUCUCCCUCUUCGCUCUGUACUACAUCAACAAAAUAUCUGCUGCUCUCUACCAAGCAGCUGCUCCUGCAGUGACACCAGCCAAGGCUGCCAGCAAGGGCAAAAGGAAGAACUGAUGUACAGGUUCAGUUCACUGCAUUCAUUGAACCCAGGUGCUCAUGACCACUGAACACAGCACUUGCAUAUUUUGCAGUCAUUUCUUUAAAACAAAACUCCUAGGCUUUUUAAACAUGGUUUGGGAAUAUCACUUAAAAAGGGUAAAUCAGUUUAGUUUCUACAAGCUCAAAGUAAUAAUGUGAUUUUGUUUUAUUUUAUUUUUUUACAAAUUUGAAUCAUGGAGAAAUGGCCCUGGUAUUAGACAUUCCACUGAUGACCUUUCUCUCUGCACUGUAUUUUCACUACUGGCUGCAAAGAGACUCAAACAUCCAGUCAUUUUAUUGUAUUUUCAUCAGUGUGUCAAGUGACUUUUUGUUUAAUUCAUUUUUGUAAUUAAACUCUGUAAAAGAC
Molecule: messenger RNA, 951 nt
Organism: Notolabrus celidotus (New Zealand spotty)
Lineage: Eukaryota; Metazoa; Chordata; Actinopteri; Labriformes; Labridae
Gene: krtcap2
Product: keratinocyte associated protein 2
Exons: 5
Coding region: 150-560 (136 amino acids)
Source: RefSeq, a predicted model, not a curated record